UAGGUCUGUCGCUCUCCUGUGCUCUUGUUGCAUGGUUGUAGCUCUGCGGCUACGAUAAAAAUAUUGAAUCUAGGUGCUGUAAAGCUCCAUUUUUUGUGUAUAACCUAAUACUGAAUAUUAACAAUGGCUCUUGAGUCACGGAUCACACAGGAGGAAAUCAAGAAAGAACCAGAGAAACCGAUUGACCGAGAAAAGACCUGCCCUCUCCUGCUGCGAGUGUUCACCACCAACAGUGGGCGACACCACAGGGUAGAUGAGUUUGCCAGGGGCAAUGUUCCCUCCAGUGAACUACAGAUAUACACAUGGAUGGAUGCUACUCUGAAAGAGCUGACAAGCUUGGUGAAGGAAGUGUAUCCAGAGGCCAGGAAAAAAGGCACACACUUCAGUUUUGCCAUUGUCUACCCAGACCCCAGGGGCAAAGUGUACAGGUUGAAAGAUAUUGGCAGCACUAUAUCUGGCAGGAAAGGUGCAGAUGAUUCCAUGACUCUUCAGUCUCAGCGGUUCCAGAUUGGAGACUAUCUGGAUAUAGCCAUAACACCACCCAACAGAGCCCCGCCUCUAAGCACACGCAUGAGGCCCUUCUGAGCAUACACCAACUCACAACAUACAUUCACACAUGAACCAGAUCACCUAAGUUUGCAAUUUGUUUUCUUCAUCUUGGAAUUUUUUCCCCUCAUUUUAUAAAAUGUGAUGUUUAAUAAAGCUGUCAUUUUUUUCCAAUGUG
Molecule: messenger RNA, 724 nt
Organism: Sphaeramia orbicularis (orbiculate cardinalfish)
Lineage: Eukaryota; Metazoa; Chordata; Actinopteri; Kurtiformes; Apogonidae
Gene: sap18
Product: Sin3A-associated protein
Exons: 4
Coding region: 124-585 (153 amino acids)
Biological process (GO): negative regulation of DNA-templated transcription
Cellular component (GO): nucleus
Molecular function (GO): transcription corepressor activity; transcription factor binding
Source: RefSeq, a predicted model, not a curated record